Asparagus officinalis (garden asparagus) is the source of this 612-nucleotide messenger RNA. Its product is annotated as non-specific lipid-transfer protein 8-like. Lineage: Eukaryota; Viridiplantae; Streptophyta; Magnoliopsida; Asparagales; Asparagaceae. The record is from RefSeq and is a predicted model, not a curated record. Gene Ontology annotation, biological process: lipid transport. Gene Ontology annotation, cellular component: membrane. The transcript has 2 exons. Gene Ontology annotation, molecular function: lipid binding. Bases 43 to 390 code for a protein of 115 amino acids.
CAAGCUCACGACAAGCACUUCGUAGUCAACAAGCCAGUAGCCAUGAAGCAAUAUUUCGCCAUCCUUGUCCUGUUUCUUCUUUCACUGCAGCUCUUCCAAAACUCGGAGGCUGAUCUCCAGUGCAGUGAUGUUCUCAAGGACCUGAUUCCCUGUGUCAGCUAUCUAACAAGCAACAGUGGCAGCCCAUCAACUACUUGCUGCAACGGGGUCACAACACUAGCAUCUGCUGCAUCAACUACAGCUGACAGAAGAGCUGCAUGCAGUUGCAUCAUGAAUGUUGUGUCCAAGGUCAAGCCUAACGUAGAAGCAGCAAAGGCACUGCCAGGGAGCUGCAACACCACUUUGCCUUUCACUGUGUCGCCAAACAUGGACUGCUCUAAAAUCGAUUGAAGCAAGUCACAGCUUAAGGAAUGUGAGGGGAUACUAUAUGUGCUUAAUCAUUUUACAGUUUAUGUGACCGAGAUUUGUGUUUGUGUGUUACCUAUGUACUAAGUUGAUCAAAGAGUAUUCCACAUGCUAUGUUCUUGUAUAAAUCUAUAGAUGCAAUGAAUGGCUUGCUUCGUGCUACUUAUCCUGGAAAGACCUUGUUUCUCAUGAUAUUCUAAGGAUCAU